Ailuropoda melanoleuca (giant panda) is the source of this 1310-nucleotide messenger RNA. RefSeq names its product chromosome 11 C1orf174 homolog (gene C11H1orf174). The record is from RefSeq and is a predicted model, not a curated record. NCBI's taxonomy places the organism in Eukaryota, Metazoa, Chordata, Mammalia, Carnivora, Ursidae. The coding region runs from base 116 to 832 and encodes 238 amino acids. The transcript is spliced from 4 exons.
UCAGACGCCGGGGCGCGGGCCGAAGGCCGCGGGGUUGCAGCUCCUUGGAGAAGCGUUAGACCGGGACGCGGGGAUUUGGGGCGGUGCUGGGGGCGGCAGUGCGCCGCUCACACUCAUGAGGAGCCGGAAGCUCACAGGUGCAGUGCGGUCUUCAGCGCGCCUCCGAGCCCGCCGCUGCUCAGCCAGGUUGGCCUCUGCCCGGGAAGCCGGCACCGCCACGUCUGCCAGGACAGGAUGUCAGACUUCGUCACACAAAGCCGCCGACAGGCGAACUUCCAAGAAGUUCAAGUAUGACAAAGGUCAUCUCCUGAAAUCAGAAUUACAGAAACUUGUCCCUAAGAGCAAUAGUGUUGCUUUGCCCAAGAUACCACCCGAGAGCCCUUGUGCCAGUAAGACUCUGGGGUUUGCUGAAGACCACGUGCUGCCUCCAGGAAAAGGAGCUGGUGCUCUGGCCCAGCCGGAGGCCGCGGGGCCCCCCCUUGGGCCCUGCACCGCUGUGGGUGCCGCCGGUCCAGCAGGGACCGAAGACGGCCCACGCCUGCCCACACCCGGGGCUCUCACAGGAGAAGAGCCUCCCAGCAGCCGCACGGCACGGGCGCCGCCGGCAGAGCAGGGCCCCAGGCCCCCACUGCAGACAGAUGACAGCGUCUUUCUGGAUGAGGACAGCAACCAGCCGAUGCCGGUGGGCCGGUUCUUCGGAAAUGUGGAGCUCAUGCAGGACCUUCCACCGGCGUCUUCGUCUUGUCCUUCAAUGAGCAGACGAGAAUUCAGGAAAAUGCAUUUCCGAGCCAAAGAUGACGAUGAUGAUGACGACGACGGGGCAGAAAUGUAGAGAAUAAAGCACACGGUGAUUCCCUUGCACAUUUAAUAACAGUUACUAGUUUGACAGUUUAGCAAGUGAUGAAAUUCAUAUCAGGUUUAUCUCCCAAGAAAAUGUAUUUUUAACCAGACGUUGCAGCGGACGCGUAGAAGUCCUCGUGCGGAACACCACGUACCUGGAGCGUUCGCGCUCGUGACCCAGAACCGUCUCGGACAGCCCAGCCUCUGCUCCCACGCACAUCUUGUGUCUGUGUACGUGACGACGGCUCAGGGCUCACCGGAGACCUUCCUGAAGAAAACUUCCCACUUAAGCUCUUUAGUUUUGAUAAUACGCAAGUUUAUUUUCCAUUAUCAAAAUUGGAUCAUACUUGCGAUUAAGUCAAUGCCAGUUCUUAAAGAACUCUCCUUUAUUUCUGUAUAUGAAGCUAAUGUUUACCUUGGAAAUUUUGCAAAAUACAUGUGAGAAAGAAAUAAAAUAUAUUUUGAAAAUA